Molecule: messenger RNA, 2407 nt
Organism: Durusdinium trenchii
Lineage: Eukaryota; Dinophyceae; Suessiales; Symbiodiniaceae
Source: the annotation of a GenBank genome assembly
CAAAUUAAGAAAGUGUUUUCAGCACAUGCAGCCCAAAGCGUCAAGCUGGUCAUGAAGCCAAGAGUGUUUGGAGUCAGCCGUUCAUAUGGUGAUCUGCAAAACAUCGAUAUCAUUGAGAACCGUUCGGUUCAAAGCAAGUCUGGUUUACCAUCCAGAUAUCAAAAGGGCAGAUUCUUGGGGAAGGGUGGCUUUGCCAAAUGCUAUGAAGUACAAGACUUGGAGACCAAAGAGACUUUUGCGGCCAAGAUUGUCUCCAAGGCUUCAGUGACAAAGCCACGUGCACAUGCGAAGCUCAGGUCAGAAAUUGCGAUUCACAAAGAGCUGCAUCACGAAAAAGUGGUGAAAUUCUACGAGCAUUUCGAGGACGCUGAGCAUGUCUACAUCAUGUUAGAGGUUUGUCCGAACCGGACCCUCAACGAGUUCAUGCGUCGCCGCCCUCCCAAACGGCUCAUGGAACCGGAGGCCAUCUUCUACGUGUAUGAGCUCAUUUCGGCCUUGCAGUACCUGCAUCGGCGGCACGUGAUCCACAGAGAUUUGAAGCUUGGCAACUUGUUUCUUGACAAGAACAUGAGGCUCAAGGUGGGCGACUUCGGCCUGGCGGCGCAGCUGGACUUCGCCGGCGAAAAGCGGCGGACCGUCUGCGGCACUCCAAACUACAUCGCGCCCGAAAUCCUGGAAGGCAAACAUGGCCACUCCUUCGAGGUGGACGUUUGGUCCUUGGGGGUCAUCAUCUACACCAUGGUUUUUGGUCGUCCACCCUUUGAAACUGCAGACGUGAAGACCACGUACAAGAGGAUCCGGAUGAACCAGUACAGCUUCCCUGACUCAGUACGUGUUUCCUGCCAGGUGAAGGAGCUCAUUAGCCGCAUCCUGCAGACGGAUCCCUUGAAGAGACCAAGUCUUGAGGAGAUCCUCGUCUCCAGUUGGGUGAAUGCAAGCAGACUCCCACCGUCCAUGCCUGACAGCGUCAGCAUGUGGUCAACACCACGUGGACAGGUGGCUCCGCCCGGUCCCAGUUUGACCACUGCGAUGUCUGCUCGCAAGCCUGGGUUGUCACCUAUCUACAAUCCGACACCAAAUACACCGAGCAGAUGUCAGCCAGGUCGACCUCCCGUUGCACAACGUGGCAACAAGGAGAAUGUGGUCCCGAACUACGACCCUCCUGAUUUCAAGGAGAACUGCUUCAACAACGGAGUCUACAUGCCUUAUACCUGCGCAGCUCAUGCAGCGCCAAAUCGUACACUCGGCUCUGCGAGGCUUGGAGACAGCGCAAGGAUCCUCGACAGCACCAGCACUGGGGGUACUUUGGGCGCACCAGGUGUGGAAGAGUUUGGAAACUCCACCGCCAGGCAGCAGUCGCCGCGGCGGCGGGCCGCCACGGAGCGAGGUCGGAGCCUGUCCCCAGCAGCAGUGGAGGUGGCCACAGCUUGUGCUACUCCACGCAACGCAGAUGUUGCCUGGCACACUUUCGUCUUCUUUGAUGCUUUUAGAAGCGCACGGAAGGUUCCAGAUGUGCCCCACGGCGUGGUGACCCCGACCGCGCCACGGGCGACGACGUCCCCGACACCGUCGCGUGCUUCCGCGGCGUCCUACCGGGCAAGGGCAGAUCAGGCAUGCAGCUCGAUGCCAGAGAUCUGGGUCACCAAGUGGGUGGACUAUGCCAGCAAGUAUGGCGUGGGCUAUAUCCUCUCGGAUGGCUCGGUGGGUGUCUACUUCAAUGACUCCACGAAGAUCAUUCUCGCCGCGAGCGGGGACGUCUUCGAUUACAUCACGCGCCGCACCCAAGAGAAGCCGGAAGAGCGCAACACGUAUUCCUGGGAGAAGUACCCAGAGGAGUUGAAAAAGAAAGUCAUUCUACUUCGAAACUUCAAGAGCUACAUGACGGCGGAUGCUUUGGAGCGCAAGGAUGGAGCUUCGGCCGGGACAUCCAGUCUGAAGUCCGCUGGAACUCCGAAGGCUUGUGACAGAGCCGCAGAGGUCCCUUUUGUCAAAAAGUGGACCCGGAACAAGCACGCCAUCAUGUUCCAGCUCAGCAAUAAGAUUGUUCAGGUGAUUUUUUUCGACAAGACCGAAGCUGUGCUCUCUUCCAAGUUGCACACCGUGACCUACGUGGACAAGAAGGGGCAGGUCCAGUCCUAUCCGCUCACCAGUUCGUUUGAUGUGCCAAGUGCUGAGCUGGCGAAGCGGCUCCGGUACACCAAGGCGAUUUUGGUGAAUCUGCUGGGCUCCAGACUACCUGGACUUCCAUGUGUCUUUGGAUCUGACCCCGAUGUUCAUUCUACCAAGUCCCUUCCACAACGCGCGGGCGAGCUGCAGAUGCAAAGAACAUGAGAAGGGCAGGUGCACGAAAUUCAGUCGAUCGACUGGUGGAAAGUUUUUUUCUUUUCAGAUGCAGUGUGGCGCCACG